This is a messenger RNA of Linum trigynum, 1882 nucleotides long. The record is from the annotation of a GenBank genome assembly. NCBI's taxonomy places the organism in Eukaryota, Viridiplantae, Streptophyta, Magnoliopsida, Malpighiales, Linaceae.
CACCAUAUUUAUCACAAUUCAAAAGUGAAAUCCGUCCUCAAAAGUAAAUAGGUUUGAUCUCUUCCGGCAUGAUCUUAUUGCCAGGACAAGACCAUUUUUGGAGCAAACAAAAAAAGAAUAGGUAGGGAUUUGGCAACACACCUUCCCUUCCUAUGCCUUAAGAACAGAACCAACCAUUACUACUCAUAACUGUACAUGGGUGCUGGGCCGUGCUUGGGCCGGCAUGGCACGAGCACGCUUCAGGCCCAUUUAUUCGUGUUGUGCUUGAUACGGCCCAUCAUUUUUCGUGUCGUGUCGUGAAAGCCCAUUUGUUAACUUUGCUAGGCCCGGCUCAGGCCCGAGCACGGUUGGAAUCGUGUCGUGCCUAUUCGUGCUCGCGCCGUGCUCGUAUUCGUGUCUAUUGAAAAGGAAGAAAAUAAAAGAGAGAAUGAAAAAGAAGGUGAAAAUUAGAUGAAGAAAUAUAGUAUUAACCGAGAAUGUUUGAGAAAAGUAACAAAUAAGGGGGGAAAAAGAAAAUUGGAAGUAUAUCGAGUGUGAUUUGGCUUUGUUUAAUUCUUCAUCCAUUUUUACUCAUGAUAGUAAUUACUAAUUACGUGUAUGUAUCUGUGAAGAAAGUUACAUUAUUACUUAACUUGUAAACAACCCACCUAUGAAAUUUGCAGUGGAGGGCAAACUGUAGAGCCUUGGUAGCUAUGAAGUUGGCAGGUCCAACUGGGGAUGGAGCUGGACUGACCGCUGGAUUGCUGCUCGUCCUUGGGUCCCUGUGAAGUCCAUUACACCAAAGAAAGCUCAGAGCAACAAGCAGGCUAACAAGGCGGCUAGUAAGACUGCAACUUCACCUGCUGCGAAAAUGUCAACAACAGCCUCCAAACCACCAGUGUCCAAUGGAGGUAUAAAAGCCAGGAGAUUAACUUACCCCGUUACUGGAAAACAAGCUACAACACUCCAUGGAAGCAGGAAAGGUGGAAUUGGAGAGGCUAAGAAGGUGCAGCUGGUGACCAUGGGCGCUUCCCGAUCGGACCGGCUGCUGGCUCUGGCCCAACAGCUCCACCUCUACGAGCCGCCAGCUGCAUCGCCCGAUGAAAUCGAGGAGCAAGCCAUGGAGGAAACUGCCGGCAAGGUGAUUGCCCAGGUGGGUUUUCAAGAGUCGGCUACCCCGAUAGCGAAUCGACCCGAUAGGUUCAGACCCAAAAGAGCGGCGGUUCUGGUCUGCAUCUUUGAAGGCGAUUCCGGCGAGCUUCGUGUCAUCUUGACCAAGCGGUCCACGAGAUUGUCCACUCACUCUGGUGAAGUUUCAUUCCCUGGUGGGAAAGCUGACGAGGGUGACAAGGAUGAUGCAGACACGGCAACAAGGGAAGCUAAAGAGGAAAUUGGGCUGGAUCCUUCUCUGGUUGAUGUUAUUACAGUUCUGGAACCCUUCUUAUCUAAGCAUCUCCUUAGAGUAGUUCCUGUCGUAGGGAUUCUAAGAUACAAGGAAGCGUUCAGCGCUGAACCAAAUCCAGCCGAAGUCGAUGCAGUAUUCGAUGCUCCUUUGGAAAUGUUCAUCAAGGAUGAACAUCGGAGGGUAGAAGAGAGAGAGUGGAUGGGGGAGAAGUAUCUGGUGCAUUUCUUUGAUUAUGAAACAGGGGGCAAUAAGUAUGUGAUAACGGGACUAACUGCUGGGGUUCUGAUCAAAGCUGCAUCAGUGGUCUACCAGCGGCCUCCAGCUUUCUUGGAGCAGAAUCCCAAGUUCAGGUUCCCUCGCCAUGUAAACAUCGGUACUGUUAUGCCGCAUUGAUAUCGUUCAUGCUCGAUAUAUAUCCGUCUGAAUUCUUGUAUCAUGACACAUUAACAUCGAUCAUCGUAAGGAUAAGGAUCUUAACAAGAAAUUAGAUUCACUUGC